Messenger RNA from Diachasmimorpha longicaudata, 3405 nucleotides. It is a transcript of the gene Mus301, whose product is annotated as mutagen-sensitive 301. The record is from RefSeq and is a predicted model, not a curated record. Lineage: Eukaryota; Metazoa; Arthropoda; Insecta; Hymenoptera; Braconidae. The transcript has 10 exons. Gene Ontology annotation, molecular function: nucleic acid binding; ATP binding. Bases 307 to 3270 code for a protein of 987 amino acids.
UGAUCAGCUCUUAAAAACGCGGGACAAACUCCUCCGAGCCGGUGAACAAAGUCAACGUCGAUCUUCAAACUAAUUGUUGCACUUUAACGAAUUGACUUGAAGAUGAACCAACCUCCUUAAUUCAUGGUACUCACAGUUUUCAAUUAUUAAAGUUUGUUGAUGUCAGUGGUGAAGUGGUGAUUAUUAGUCAAUAAAAAAUGUGAUCGUGCUGGUAGAUCUAGGUUAUACCCAUGUUAAUAGCUGACACAGUCGUCGAUUGCAAAAUCGGAUAAAUGAAUAUCUCAAUGCUAGUCUUCACGACAGAAAAUGUCAAGUGACAGCCAUCAUUCCAUACACGGUAUCAGUAACAUCGAGUUUUCUUCACUCUCGGAAUCAGCUUAUCAAGAGUUCGAUGACACUCUCAAUAUCGACACUGACAGCAACAUCCAAUCCACUGAUGUAUCGGAAAGGAUCGAACGUGAUUUGAAAUCAAUUAUGCAUACAACAGGACAUAAUAAGACAGUUGAUGACUUUGUGGAUGAUAUAUUUGAGGACUCGGAGCAGUGGUGCAAUGCAUCGAUAUUCAAUACUGCUAUAACAGCUACUUCCAUUGAAUCUGAAGCAACUCAAGAUUUCCAAGAUGGAAAUUUUCGAGAGAGGCCGGAGCUGUCGGAGAAGUUUGUUGACUCGGUGGGGAAUGGAAUCCUACGUCCGGAGACUUCAGCAUCAUCUGUCAAUCAAGCUGAGCUUGAUGAAUUGUGUUUAGAGUUGGAAGAGGAUGAUCUGUAUUCGAGGGAAUUGGAGAUGCGAAUAGAGGAUAAUCAUUGUGAUGAAAAACCAGCGGACAGAGGGGAUGGUAAUGCGAGCGAGGAAAAAACUUUGGGGGCUUUUCAUGAGCUGCCUGACAGAAUUAAAUCGCUGAUCUUCAGUAUUAAGAAAAUAGACUCACUUUAUGAUUGGCAAGAUGAGUGUCUAAAGCUAAACUCUGUGAUGAAUCGUAGGAAUUUAAUUUAUGCUCUUCCAACGAGUGGAGGCAAAACUCUAGUAGCUGAAAUUUUAAUGUUAAGGGAAAUUACGUGCAAUAAGAAAAAUGCUAUAUUUAUUUUACCAUUCGUUGCGAUUGUACAGGAAAAGAUUCAGUCAUUAGCUCCAUUCGCUGUUGAAUUGCAUUUUCUAGUCGAGGAAUAUGCUGGUAGUAAAGGUGGAUAUCCCCCCAUUAAGCGAAGACGAAAGAACAGUCUCUAUGUUUGCACAAUCGAAAAAUCUCUGGGAUUAAUUAAUAGUUUGAUCGAGACAAAGAGAUUGAACGAAGUUGGGAUGAUUGUAGUUGACGAAUUACAUUUACUAGGGGAGGAAGGGGGAAGGGGUGCAACUCUCGAGGGCCUGUUAGCAAAAUUGAUGUACAUUAACGCUGGCAUUCAUAUUGUUGGUAUGAGUGCUACAAUAGGUAAUCUGAAUGAAGUGGCCGAGUUCUUGAAAGCAGAAGUGUACACUCAAAAUUUUCGACCUGUGGAAUUGAAAGAAUAUGUCAAAUGUGAGAAUCGCAUAUGGUUGAUAGACACUAAAGAAGAAGAAAUCUUUACUGAUGAAAAAAGGAUCAAUUAUCAAUACUCCGAAACAGCAUUGAGACAAGACCCGGACAAGAUAGGCGGCCUCGUUAUGGACGUAGUACCUAAGGACUCUUGUCUGAUCUUCUGUCCGACCCGAAAAAACUGCGAAAACGUUGCUCUACUCCUGACUCGUGUACUAUUCAGGUCUCUGAUGGAACACAAAACAGUGGAAAAGGAGAAAUUGCGGGUAGCUCUGCAGGCUGAAGGUCAGCUUUGUCCAAUUUUGUCGAAAACAAUAAAAUAUGGAGUUGCUUAUCAUCAUUCGGGCUUGACGAGUGAGGAGAGAAAGCUUGUGGAGGAUGCCUACAGGGAGGGCACCCUUUCUGUUAUCUGCUGCACAUCUACUUUGGCAGCUGGUGUCAAUCUCCCGGCUAGACGAGUAAUUCUGAGAAGUCCCUACGUAGGUAAUGAGUUCCUAAACCUGAGUCGAUACAAGCAAAUGGUGGGUCGGGCUGGUCGUGCAGGAUUAGGAGAAGUUGGAGAGAGUAUUAUACUUUGUAAACGUGCAGAAAUUCCGAAGAUUCAAAUGAUGUUAACAGCAAAAAUGGAUGACUGCCUGAGCACAUUACAUAUCGAAAUAGAUCGUGGAUUGAAUAAUCUUCUGCUAAGCUCAGUGAUGUUGUCACUAGCAAACAAUCGAGCUGAACUGUACAAAUUGGUCUCCAUGUCCCUCUUGGGGAUUCAAUCAUGUCGUCUGAACGCCAACGUCAAGGAAAUCGUCGACAGAGCGAUAGUAUCUCUGAUAAAAGCGCGACCUUUAAAAGUGAAACAAAUCUCAGAUAAUGAAGCUAAUACGAGUAUUAAAAUAGAAUCACAGGUAAUGACUGAUUCAAUUAUCGACCCAAAGCCAAAAAAAGCAAAAACAUCCAUCAUCCUUACGAGAAAAAGUCCAUUGGAAUUGUCACCUCUGGGAAAAGCGGCGAUGAAAGGUUCGAUUGAUCUUCAAACCGCCUAUUAUCUUCACGAAGAUUUAAAGUCAGCCCAACGUCACCUCGUCCUAACAGACGAUCUCCACAUUCUUUAUCUUGUAACACCCUACGAGGUAGCGAAUCAGAUAAAACCCGUGGGGUCAGUCCUCUACGAGGUGAUCAUGAAUUUUUCCCCUCAAGCAAUGCAAAUACCAAAAGUUUUGGGACUUACUGAAACUGUACUGAUAAAAUUACAAAAAGGAAUAACACCAAAAAAUAUAUCAUCACGGGUUAUUCAUAGAUUUUACCUGACGCUAAUGCUUCAUGAAUUACAAAAUGGACAGACUGUUCAUUCAGUAGCUGAUAAAUUUCAAGCGACUCGAGGCAUUACCCAAAAUCUUUUGAGUUCAGCCGCGUCGUUUGCCUCGUCAGUGGUAAGAUUUUGCCAGGAGAUACCAGAAUUUUGGGCUUUUGCGGAGUUUUUGAAGACUUUCAGUAAAAAACUCACCGUAUGCUGUACAGAGGAGCUAGAUGCACUCAUGGAAUUGCCAGCAGUGAAAAUUGGAAGGGCGAAACAAUUAUACGACGCUGGAUUCAAAACACUGCAGUCAAUUGCAUCUGCAAAUCCUCAUGAUUUGCAGAAAAAUUUAAAAUAUGUUUCGAGGAAGACUGUCGAGCAGAUGAUUAUGACGGCAAAUUUGAUAUUGAUGGAGAAAGUAGAAAACCUGAAGGACGAAUAUGCAGAGUUGAUGGAAGGCUUGCAGGCGAGCUAAUCCUCUUAAAAAUAAACUACAAAGGAUUUAGAAUCUAUCAUUAAGGAUAAAUAUAUAGUUUAUGGACUUUAUUGAUGAAUCAUAGUUUAUUUAUUGAUAUUCCUGACCACUAUUGUGUCAUUCAGAUCAAUAUAU